AUGAAGGAAGCCAUCGUUACCAAGGACAUCACCGUUCGAAUUAGAGACGUGCCUAUCCCCAAGCCCAAGCCUGGUCAGCUACUCAUCCGAACCAUCGUCUCCGGAACAAACCCCAAGGAUUGGAAGUAUCCCAAGGUGUGGGGUCGAGAUCUUGAGCCACGCAACCAGGGCGAUGACAUCGCGGGCUAUGUUGAAGCCGUUGGAGAAAAUGUCACUGGCUUCUCUCCCGGAGACCGUGUAGCUGCAUUCCACGAGCUGGGAACUCCGUAUGGCAGCUAUGCCGAAUACUCCAUCGCCUGGGCUAACUCUGCCUUCCACAUCCCGGCGGAUGUCACCUUCGAAGAGGCUGCGACGAUUCCUCUCGCCGGAAUGACGGCCGCACUGGGUGUCUACCAGAGACUGAAUCUCCCUGUGCCCUGGAACCCCGCAACAAAGUCGACUCCCUUCAUCGUUUACGGCGGUGCCACAGCCGUUGGCGCAUUUGCCAUCAAGCUAGCCAAGCUAUCCAACAUUCACCCCAUUGUCGCUAUAGCUGGCAAUGGUAUCCCUUUCGUCCAAGGCCUGCUCGAGCCUGAGAAGGGAGAUGUUGUCAUUGACUAUCGAAAGGGCAAUGACUUUGUCGCCGACCAGAUCCAUCAGGCCACAGGUGGUCGUGCAUUGCACGCAUUCGACGGCGUGUCGGAGAAGGGCAGCAUUAAUAACAUCGGCAAAGCUCUUGCCCCGGGAGGUGCCAUCGCCAUCGUCCUAACUGAAGAAAUGAGGGGAUAUCCCGAGGACGCCUGUGGUGCAGAUGUUCUCUUCACAAUGGUUGGCACCGUCCAUCUAGGAUCUCCCGCAUCUGCAGCGUCAGAAGCUGCUGGCGCGGCGUACGGAGAUCGUGAGUUUGGCAUCGCUUUCUUCCACUAUUUUGGAGUCGGUCUCGCGGAGGGAUGGUUCUCGGGUCACCCUUACGAGGUGCAACCGGGUGGGCUGUCGGGUAUUGAGAACGCGCUAAAGAUUCUGGAAGCCGGUAAAUUGUCUGCUAAGAAGCUUGUCAUUACACUUGCAGACAACUGA
Messenger RNA from Fusarium vanettenii 77-13-4, 1056 nucleotides. RefSeq lists its product as uncharacterized. NCBI's taxonomy places the organism in Eukaryota, Fungi, Ascomycota, Sordariomycetes, Hypocreales, Nectriaceae. Gene Ontology annotation, molecular function: oxidoreductase activity, acting on NAD(P)H. The transcript is spliced from 2 exons. The record is from RefSeq and is a predicted model, not a curated record. Bases 1 to 1056 code for a protein of 351 amino acids.